CUGCUCAGAUUGUGUCAGUAGUAUUAAAACGGUCGGUGGGCAUCCAGCUAAUUUUCCGCUUAUCUUCUGUGAAAUUUGAAAAGUGAAAGUGUAGUUGUAGAUAAAAAUACAAAAAGAAAAAAAAAUGGCUGAACAAAAGAAGGCUCCACUCCUCAGGAAAGAGGAAGAUUACGUGAAAGCGCUGGAUGGUUUCUUCACAAAAGAGGAUCAGGUUGCGUUGCUGCUCGAUUAUGAUGGCACAUUGGCUCCCCUCAGCGAAGAACUCUCCGCCAUGCCAAAGGAUACUGAAAUUAAUAUCAAAAAAUUGGCCGCCAACGAUAAAGUAUUUAUGGUUGUCUUCUCAGGACGCGAUUUAGCCGAAAUUAAGAACCAUCUGAAAUUCCCCAAUGUGACAUACGCUGGCAACCACGGUUUGGAAGUAGAGUACCCAUCGGGCAAGAAAUUCAAGAUUGAAAUGCCAGAGGAGCUUUUGAAGAAACAUCAGGAACUGGUGAAUGAGCUGAAAGAAAAGGUGGUUUUGCACGGCGCCUGGGUUGAAGACAAGAAAAUCUCCGUGACCUAUCACUACAAGGGUGUCAAUGACAAAUUGAAGGGCAAACUGAUUGAAACUGCAAAGGGUCUCAUUCAAGGACAUGGCUUCCAGCUAAUCGAAACACCCUACGCUUUGGAGGGCAAGCCACGCGUCAACUGGGACAAAGGUGAGGGUGCCAAAAUGAUUUUGGAGAAACACUUCGAUGCCGAAUGGUCCAAGAAGCUGAAGAUUAUUUAUGCCGGUGAUGACACCACAGACGAGGAUGCCAUGAAAGUACUCCACGGUUUGGGCAAAACUUUCCGCGUCUCGGAGCUGCCAACACUGAAGACUUAUGCCAAUUAUCAAAUCAAAACCGUUGAAGAAAUUGGCUGGUUACUGAAAGCCAUCCAAUCGGUUUAUGAAGUCAAGAAGAAGUAAAAAGUGCUUACUAGACAUAAAAAUUCCAAAAACAAAAAAAAAAGAAAA
Messenger RNA from Anastrepha obliqua, 997 nucleotides. RefSeq lists its product as uncharacterized. The record is from RefSeq and is a predicted model, not a curated record. Gene Ontology annotation, biological process: trehalose biosynthetic process. Bases 125 to 949 code for a protein of 274 amino acids. The transcript is spliced from 4 exons. Gene Ontology annotation, molecular function: trehalose-phosphatase activity. Lineage: Eukaryota; Metazoa; Arthropoda; Insecta; Diptera; Tephritidae.